AUGGAGAAAGAGGGCAACGUCUUUCGGUGCUUCAAAACCUGGAAAGACACGAUCCUGCCCACCUUCGACAAAUGGCGACCUACAAUUCGCGAGCGAUUUUUACUCCAUGCUCAUCAUUCAUCUCGGGCGAACAACGAGCUUAACGACAUGAUCGAGCACUAUGAAGGAUUACUGCUCAGUAUAGAACAGGAUAUUGAUGCUUGGAAAGGCAAGUUUUCUUCCCUCGAGGCCGAUCUCCGCUCCUCCUCUGACUUUAAACAGAAACUAGAGGAUCGAGUCGACCAUCUAUCUUCUAAGCUCAUGAGAUCGAAUGGCGAGUUGCAUGAUCAGUACCAAAGAUACGACAAGCUCUAG
Messenger RNA from Arabidopsis thaliana (thale cress), 354 nucleotides. Its product is annotated as myosin heavy chain-like protein. The record is from RefSeq and is marked reviewed. NCBI's taxonomy places the organism in Eukaryota, Viridiplantae, Streptophyta, Magnoliopsida, Brassicales, Brassicaceae. Bases 1 to 354 code for a protein of 117 amino acids. The transcript is spliced from 2 exons.